AUAAACGAAAUGGAGAGCUCCGUGUCGGUGGUAAUCUUGUUCUUGUGCUGCUACGCUGUUCCGGACGGAGGAAGGGAAAGCGAUGGAUGCAGGACGGGCGAUGGCCGACGAGAAGGUGGUGGGGCGGCUGAUGGCGGCGAAGAAGGCGUCGGGGAAGUCCAACUCCCAGAUAGCGGCGGAGACGGGGCUCACCAACGUCUACGUCGCCCAGCUCCUCCGCCGCCAGGCCCAGCUAAAGCCCUCAACCGCCCUCGCCCUCCGCUCCGCCCUCCCAACCCUCACCGAUGACCUCGUCUCCAAGAUGAUGGAACCGCCUUUCCGCUCCUACAACCCCAAUCUCAUCCAGGACCCCGCCAUCUACCGAUUGAAUGAAGCUGUUAUGCAUUAUGGAGAGAGCAUCAAAGAAAUCAUUAAUGAGGACUUUGGUGAUGGCAUUAUGUCAGCUAUAGACUUCCACUGUUCGGUUGACAAGGUUCAAGGUGUUGAUGGGAAGGACCGUGUAGUUAUUACAUUUGAUGGGAAGUAUCUGCCUUACAGCGAACAGGUUAAAAGACUCCCGCGCCAAGUAGAACGCCUGAUCCACCGAGCCACUUCCCCAUCAGUGGUUUUUGUCAAAUUAUGGAUGGCAGCAGCAAUGGCAAGGGGGCAGCGCAUGGUUUUCUGAGGGUUAAUCUCCAUAAAAUAGGUCAAGACACAAGGUUUGCUGCUUGAUACCAAAUCCUAUACUGGUAUCAUUUUAUUACAGUAUUAGUAUCGGUACCAUAUGAGACUACGUAUCAAUUCAGUAUCAGUACAAUCAGUAUGGCAAAUCUUAUUUUGAGAGGCUGUAAUUGGCUUUGCGCCUUCUAGGGAUGACUUUGGGACCAAAGUAGUGGGUUGGCUAAGCCGCUUCAGGUGUGUUAA
Phoenix dactylifera (date palm) is the source of this 903-nucleotide messenger RNA. RefSeq names its product cyanase (gene CYN). Lineage: Eukaryota; Viridiplantae; Streptophyta; Magnoliopsida; Arecales; Arecaceae. Gene Ontology annotation, molecular function: cyanate hydratase activity; DNA binding. The record is from RefSeq and is a predicted model, not a curated record.